GAUUGACAUAACAUGUGAACUGUCAUUCAUUAUUCCCAAUAAUGGCCGAUAGUUUAUCUAAAUACUGAACAUAAAGGUGUAGCAUUCAUAUAUACAUGUAAUUUACCAUUCAAAUGUUUUAAUGUUUGUGUAAAUGUGUUAAACGGUGAGGUUUCGCGGAAUGUUUCCGCUUACACCGCCUGUAGUGAAGCGUUUGUUAGGGUGGAAAAAAGGUCCCGAAGGAUCAUCCGCGGCCGAGGACAAAUGGUCUGAGAAGGCAGUGAAAAGUUUAGUGAAAAAACUGAAAAGGAGCGGUGCCAUUGAAGAAUUGGAGAAGGCUUUGUCGAACCAAAACAGCCACACCAAGUGUGUUACGAUACCCAGAGUAAAACCAAACGACAACGUCAUCAAUGGACAAUACAGAAAGGGUUUGCCGCAUGUUGUCUACUGCAGGCUGUGGCGCUGGCCGCAGCUUCAAAGUCAGCAUGAACUAAAGCCCGUCGACCACUGCGAGUACGCAUACCAGUUGAAAAAGGACGAAGUGUGCGUCAACCCUUAUCAUUAUAAUAAAAUCGACUCUCCCGCGCUCCCUCCUAUUCUCGUGCCGAGGUGCAACGAGGGCGAAGUCCGAGCGCCUCCGCCGUACGACUACCAGCAACAUCACGAUCACGAUAGCGUGAUGCAGAGCGCGGUGGGCGUGGCGGCGGGGGGGCACAGCGCGCUGUACCUCGAGGCCACGCUGGCGCAGCAGGUGCCCGGCAACACCACCGUGCAGCUAAGUUCGUCAUCAGUUGAAACCCCACCGCCCGGCUACAUGAGCGAGGACGGCGAUCCGAUGGACCAUAACGACAACAUGAACCUGACGCGGCUCACGCCGUCGCCCGGCGCGCUGGCCAGCGAGGCGGCGCCCGUGCUGUACCACGAGCCCGCCUUCUGGUGCAGCAUCAGCUACUACGAGCUCAACACGCGCGUGGGGGAGACCUUCCACGCCUCGCAGCCCUCCAUCACCGUCGACGGGUUCACGGACCCCAGCAACAGCGAGAGAUUUUGCCUCGGCCUUCUGUCCAACGUGAAUCGUAACGAGGUCGUGGAACAGACACGCAGACAUAUCGGGAAGGGUGUGCGAUUGUAUUACAUUGGAGGAGAAGUAUUCGCGGAGUGUCUGAGCGACUCGUCGAUAUUCGUUCAAAGUCCGAACUGCAACCAGAGAUAUGGUUGGCAUCCCGCCACUGUCUGUAAAAUACCUCCAGGUUGCAACCUGAAAAUCUUCAACAAUCAAGAGUUCGCAGCCCUCCUCUCUCAGUCCGUAUCGCAAGGCUUCGAGGCGGUGUUCCAGCUGACCCGCAUGUGCACAAUACGGAUGAGCUUCGUCAAGGGUUGGGGGGCGGAAUAUAGACGGCAAACGGUGACAUCAACACCAUGCUGGAUAGAGCUGCACCUCAACGGGCCGCUGCAGUGGCUCGACCGCGUCCUCACGCAGAUGGGCUCCCCGCCGCUGCCCUGCUCCUCCAUGUCCUGAGCGCUCGCACCACCGCACCACCAACAUGCCGCCGGGUCGGCAGUCAGUCAAAAUAAUCAAAUAAGCACACAAAACUAUAACAAAAAAAAAAGUAGAUUUCGUAAGCGUAGCUCAACAAAUUGAAUACCUCGAGUCUUAGACCAUUUGAUAAAAAUUGUAUAACUUGAUUUUCACUCGACGACCUUAUUUGUAUAGCGCUAAAGCGUAUUUUUCAUUGACUAAUUUUUUAAAGCUUUGCAAUAAUAUGUUACGCAAUAGUUGUUUCGAAUUGCAUGUUAUACAUAAGUUUGUAUGUACAGACGGUCACAGAUAAUAUAAUGUAAUUGAUCAUAUUAUAUUCGUAAGUUUCGGUCCGUCUUUCAAUAUAAAAAGCCCUAAAUUAGGAUUUAUUUUUGAUGAUGAAAGUCUAAAACGUGUUUAGUACUAUGUUAUGAUAAGGAGUACUUAAAAAGUGCAAUAAGAAUUUAAAAAGGAAUGUCUACAAGAUGUUUAAAGUGUUGAAAGAUGGAAAGGAACUACGUAUGUAAUGAACCUAGUCACGUCAUUAUUUUUAAACGAGUAAUACUUUAAAAGUAUCAUUCGCACGAAUAUAAAUAUAUUUUGGAUAUACAUGAUAUAUAAAAAAUUAUAUAAGACUGUUUCAAUGAUGAAAUGUAAGCAAACCGUUUAAAGUUUAAGAGCGGAUUUUUUUUUGUCUAUAUGGCGGUUCUUGUUAGCCGUAUUACAUUUUUGAUGACGUCAUAAAAUUCGGUGGUGCUUGCCUGGGUUUGAACCCGCAAUCAUCGGUUAAGAUGCACGCGUUCUAACCACUGGGCCAUCUCGGCUCUCUCAGCGAUUUGAUGGUGAAAGGAUAUUGCAAUGCUACUGUCUGUGGGUAGUGGUGACCACUAAUCACCUUUUGGCCCAUUUGGCAGUCUUGUAAAUUCGAUAAUUUCAUUUUUUAAAGUAGUUUUUUUUUUGGUGUGCAUAAAAAUAUUUAUUCGCGACUAAUGUUUUUAAAUUAAAACUUCUUUAAGCGUGUUAAGUGUAUAGUUUUAAAGCGGAAGUCUAGGGCAUCAUACGUUUGAAUGAUAUGUUUCUGAUGCAGAAAGUAAUUUCCGUCACGAUUACCGAUUUGCACGUAACCUAAUUUUAUUUUAUCAAAAAAAAAAAAACAAUAUUCUUUAUUCAAGUAGGCUCAUAAAAGUACUUUUGUAUUGUCAUGUUACAGUGGUGGAUAAAUGUAAAUCAUCGGUUCGGGAAGUAGAUUCUACCGCGAAGAACCGGCAAGAAACUCGAUAGUUAUCAUGUGAUUCAAACAUGUCGUGGUUCGAUAUAUAUGCAACGUCUUUGUAACGUUUCAGGUUCAUGACGGUUUUGUUUCUGUGCCGUCAACUUAGUUGCACGCGUGGUUUAUCAACGACCUAUUAAAUUUUUGCGUUUUGUUUACAUUUUGCAUAUCGAUGAAUUUGAAACGAUUUUUGUGAACGCCUGUACAUUGCAUAUAAUCUAUUUUUCAGAAAGAAAUUUAUCAAUGUUUUUCUUUUAUUAUAUUUGAUUCAAUGAUUUGUUGUUAGUAAAUUGUUUGAAUAAUUUUGCCAUUCAGAUGCAUUUAAUGUUAAUGAAAUUAUAAUCAUUUUAAACUUGGUGUUUUUUAUGCCCUUUAUAUGUACAGUUAUUUCUUUUAGAAGUAUAAUUUUAAGCAAUU
Messenger RNA from Vanessa tameamea, 3185 nucleotides. RefSeq names its product mothers against decapentaplegic homolog 3 (gene Smox). The transcript is spliced from 12 exons. Gene Ontology annotation, biological process: SMAD protein signal transduction; transforming growth factor beta receptor signaling pathway; activin receptor signaling pathway. NCBI's taxonomy places the organism in Eukaryota, Metazoa, Arthropoda, Insecta, Lepidoptera, Nymphalidae. Gene Ontology annotation, molecular function: I-SMAD binding; DNA-binding transcription factor activity, RNA polymerase II-specific; RNA polymerase II cis-regulatory region sequence-specific DNA binding. The coding region runs from base 161 to 1498 and encodes 445 amino acids. The record is from RefSeq and is a predicted model, not a curated record. Gene Ontology annotation, cellular component: heteromeric SMAD protein complex.